AUGUAUUUACUAGCAGCACCCAUCUUCAAAUGCCUGGACUCCACCACACAGCGGAUCAUUGUGGACACCAGGGGAUCGUCACACCGUCUGCAUCCCGGCGAUCACGCGAUCCUCUUCGACAUGAUCCGCUUCGUGGUGCAGCACCGCACCGGAAUCCAGUUAGCCGCGAUCUAUUUGGUGGGGAUGGAGGAGCGGCUCAUGCUGGGAACCGUUAAGGACACUUUUCGGAGUACCCAGUGUGCGAUGCACGCGGCGGACCGUCCACGUGCACGACGGUAUGCCGUGGAAGGGUACGAAUUUCUCCUCAAUGACUUCGUCGCAUCGUGGAAGAACUGCCCGUGUGUGGCGAUCUACCUGGUCCACUGUUACGUGCAUCUGGAGUACGGCGGGAAGAGACUGGUGAUCCCGGUUCCCGCUGCGCGACUCACGAUGCCGGAUAAUGACGGGUGUGCGUUGUGGGAUGCACUGGACGCGGCGCUGCCGGUGCUGAGUGAUCGGCAGCUGAACAAGAUGGCCCGUUGGUUGGGAGACCAUGAUCCGCUGAGCGCUGCUUUCAGGAUGAUCCGCAAGAUGGUGUGCGCCGUGCAGACUGCUGAUCCGUGGCCGUCACUGCAUUAUCGCGGGAAGCAGUGGUGCGUGGACGGACUGAAGGGCGUACAGCUGCACCGGCUGUCCCGCAUCACGCUGCACUUCCUGCUGGAACUGACCAAAUUCCCCGAGUUCCGCGAUUCGGGAUUCCCCGCUAACCCGUCGGCAUGGUGCCAGCCGGGUCAAUUUGUUUUGGAUGACUGA
Messenger RNA from Paramacrobiotus metropolitanus, 792 nucleotides. RefSeq lists its product as uncharacterized. The transcript has 2 exons. The coding region runs from base 1 to 792 and encodes 263 amino acids. The record is from RefSeq and is a predicted model, not a curated record. Lineage: Eukaryota; Metazoa; Tardigrada; Eutardigrada; Parachela; Macrobiotidae.